AUGAAUGCGUUGCCAGACAUUAGAUACAACUUCCUGGGUACCCUGGACCAUUUUCCUAGUGAGCUGAUAAGAUCCCUUUGGGUUAUCCAGUCGUUGAACUUCAAGAGUGCCGAUGAGACACAAAAGACAAACAAAGAUCUACUACCCAUACAUUUAAGAUCGAAAACCCAAUAUGUACAGGACCUCAUCCAAGAACAGAUUGAUUCGCUGAACCAAUAUCAGGCAGCCCUUCGAUUGCAACGAAAUAUUGUAAAAACGGCAGAACCUGUAACGCCGGCUAGAGCUAUAAAUUUAAGAAAUUACUCUAAACAAGCUGCUACUCCCUCUCAAUUUAAGAUAAAACUUCAUUUGAAGAAGAGACAGGAGCCUAUUGUGGAGCGAUAUUGCUUUUGUAAUAGAGAGUCAUAUGGUGAAAUGAUCGCAUGCGACAAUCCAAAUUGUCCUUAUGAAUGGUUCCAUUACGAUUGCAUAGGUAUGACACAACCUCCAAAGGGUAAAUGGUAUUGCUCACCAAAUUGUAAGAAGCAAGCUUUGAAGUCACAGAUGCAGUUGAACAACCAUAGGAAACAGAAUAAGACGAAAAAAAGGAGGAAGAAAGUGAUAUAA
Naumovozyma castellii is the source of this 606-nucleotide messenger RNA. RefSeq names its product Yng1p (gene YNG1). Lineage: Eukaryota; Fungi; Ascomycota; Saccharomycetes; Saccharomycetales; Saccharomycetaceae. The transcript has a single exon. The coding region runs from base 1 to 606 and encodes 201 amino acids. The record is from RefSeq and is a predicted model, not a curated record.